AUGUCUUCUUGUUUUUGUUCUUUAUACGCCUUCAUCAUAUAUAAGUUAAUAACUUCGAACUUCUUUUUUAACAAAGAGUCUUUAGAUUUAGAUCCUAAUAGUUUAAGUAUCUCGAUCAAAAGAUAUAUUAAAAAAAUAGAAAAAAGAAAAAAAAAAAUUUGUAAAAAAACCAACCUACUUAAACUUUCUCGUUCGAAUGCAUGUAAAAUUUUAAAUGUCAGAACAGCUAUUUUUUUUUCCUUGAUCGUUUAUAUUUAUUAUCAUGCUACCUUAUUGUUUAUAUCUAAGCAUAGUACAGAGCACUUGCGCAGCAACGAUGAACCUAUGGCAAAGAAGUCAAACACAUUGUGUUUGUUAGGUUCAUUGCUAUUAAGCAUCUACCCAAUUUUUUGGUUUAUAAUUGAUCAAAACUUGAUAGAUCAGCCGCAUCUUUUUGGAAUCGUAACAGGUUUUAAAAGCCCACUUGAUUGUAUUAAAUAUAUCUAG
Messenger RNA from Saccharomycodes ludwigii, 486 nucleotides. RefSeq lists its product as uncharacterized. The record is from RefSeq and is a predicted model, not a curated record. The coding region runs from base 1 to 486 and encodes 161 amino acids. The transcript has a single exon. NCBI's taxonomy places the organism in Eukaryota, Fungi, Ascomycota, Saccharomycetes, Saccharomycodales, Saccharomycodaceae.